Molecule: messenger RNA, 2010 nt
Organism: Klebsormidium nitens
Lineage: Eukaryota; Viridiplantae; Streptophyta; Klebsormidiophyceae; Klebsormidiales; Klebsormidiaceae
Source: the annotation of a GenBank genome assembly
AUGGCUCCGGUGUUCCUCCCUGUGCUGCUUCUGUUGCUCUCCGUCCUGCCGACCCACUGUACAUUCCUCGACCCAUCGACGGCUCAGAGCUUCGGCUAUUGUGAUAUCAUGCACCGCCCAGACGGAUCGGUGGCCGCCACAAACAGGGAGCACACGUUCUCCGGGCCUAGCUGGGACGUAUCAAAGCUUGUUCAGGGAGGCACCACCUACACUCUGAACACAGAGUGCACGGUGGCUAUCGGGGCGGGCACCCUGAAGAUGAGCAUCGCUGAGCACCUGGGCAGCAUAGCAUGGAACCCAAACAUGGCCUCUGCUAACGUAUCACUUGGCAACUGGGCAACCCUCUCGGUCAAUUAUGGGGUCGACGGGGCGUUCAAUCCUUCAAAGGGGGACAAGCUCAUCGUAUACGUGGAAGGAGCCGCUGCCGGAGUGGACCUGAUCUGCAGGUCAGCAGCACCACUGAUGCCGGCCGGCACUAGCGGUGGGGGCCUCAAGCUAGCGGCGGCACGGACAAACCGUUUAAUCGGGACAGCUGUCGAUGACCAGAAGCUAAGCGACCCACAAUACGCCCGGGCAUUAAAAGCUGACUUUAACUUUGUGACCUGUGAGAAUUGCAUGAAGUUUGACGCAACGGAAGCUAAUCAGGGGAGUUUUAGCUUUGGGGGAGGUGAUGCGCUUGUCGCCUUUGCUGCCCAGAACAACAUGACGGUCAAGGGACACUGCUUGGUGUGGGGCCAGCAGCUUCCGGGCUGGAUUGCGGGUGUUGGGGACCUUCAAAAGGCAAUGGUCGACCAUAUAAACGGGGUGGUAACGCACUACAAGGGAAAGGUAAAAUACUGGGAUGUUCUGAAUGAGGUGAUCGAUGAUAAUCCCGGCAGCCAGGACGGGAUGAAAGGAACAGUGUAUCAGAGCCGUUUGGGCACAGGCUACGUCGAGGCUGCCUUCCGUGCGGCCCAUGCAGCCGACCCGGACGCUCUGCUGCUCGCCAAUGAUUACGGGGUAGAGCUGAUGACGGACAAGUCACAGAGGUUCUACGACAUGGUCAGCCGCCUGGUGAAAAAGGGGGUCCCUAUCCACGGCGUGGGCUUCCAGAGCCACUUUGAUGGCACAGAAAAGCUGACGGACAUGGCGACAAACAUGCAGAGAUUUGCGGAUCUCGGGCUUUUCAUCAUGAUCUCCGAGCUGGACGUGCAGUACCUCAAGUUUCCUGGCAGCGAUCAGGACAAGCUGAAGGCCCAAGCAGACUUCUACAAGAAGGUGGUCUCCAUCUGCAUGUCACAAAGGGCUUGCAAGGCAAUAACCACAUGGGGUGUUCGUGACUCUGACUCGUGGUUGCUAACUCAGAUUGGCCCCAAUGAGAAACCGCUGCUGUUUGACAUGAAAUACACAAAGAAGCCGGCGUACAGCGCAGUGCUUGACGCCCUGAACGAUCAGGCACCUGCGACCACAACGCGCAGGCUGCUGCAGGCGGAGCAAGGGACCGCUCCGCUGCCGUUGGGGAGCAGCUCCCCAGUUUCGGUCACUUUCUAUGAGAGUCCGGGCAUGCGGUGCAGCGACGGCUUGGGGAUGUGUGGAUUUGGGAAUACCGCAGCAGGAGGAACGGACUUUUUGAAGAACGCCUUGUACCCGUUGCAUGCCGCUAGUGGAAACUUCGAAUUCUUAGGGGGUUGCGGAGCCUGCGGGGUUCUUCAUUACAAUGGCCUGGCACGCGGUUACACGAUCACGGAUGUUACCGAUGCAAUUGACAGCCUAGGGGAGCGGGACUGGCCACCCAAAAGAGCGCACCUUGAUCUUUGUUGUUCUGAAUUCAGUUACUUCCAGUCCCUCGACAAGGGGUACGGGAUCGAUUGUUCGCAAGGAGGAGAAUUUACUGGGGUUUGGACCCGAGUAUCUUGCGAGACCAUGGGCCACCCAAACUGGAACAAUGAUGGAGCAGUUGUCAGGAUCAUGAAGUGGAAUCGAUAUGCGGGGGCCUUGUAUGUUGCACGAUUGCCUGGGGUAGGAUGGUAA